Molecule: messenger RNA, 2286 nt
Organism: Cajanus cajan (pigeon pea)
Lineage: Eukaryota; Viridiplantae; Streptophyta; Magnoliopsida; Fabales; Fabaceae
Molecular function (GO): protein binding
Source: RefSeq, a predicted model, not a curated record
CAUUACACGCACCCUUGCCUAACUACCGAAAAGUUUGCCACACAACCACCUGACACCGUCGCCACAGAUACCUUCGUUGCGCACUUGCCGUAGAGUUCACCCACUCGCCGGAUAUGAGAGUUGGUGAAAAUGAGUUUUGCCCCAUGAGAUGAAAGUUUGUGUAGGAAGUGUUGAAAGUUGGUGAAGCAGUGGACUUGGUGCUAUAACAUAAACAAUUUUGCUCAUAUAAAUGCUUCCACCGUGAAAGCUAUAACACUGGUUCUGCAUUCCCUUUGGUGAGAGUAUAAUAUGGCCUGCAAAUCUCAUUUAUUUGGCCUGUUUGGUGAUAUAAGAGCUAUCGAUUUUAGAAAACCUAAGGGCACUUGGUCAAGAAAGCAUUUGGGCAAUUGCUUGUUUGCUGUUUCAAAAUAUGAAAAUUCUGGUUUGAAAGGUAAUCUGCAACCGCAACAUUUUGAAAGAUUCCAGAAAGGUUCUUUAAAUGGGGUCAAUACUUCGCUGGAUUUUGGGGAGUCUGAGAUUCAUCAUCUCCGCUUGUUGAUUAAAAAUGGGGAAUUGGAGGAAGGUUCCAAGUUUAUUGAGUAUAUGAUUAACAAAGGCAGUAUUCCUGAUGUCAUUGCUUGCACUGCUUUAAUCCAUGAGUUUUGCAAGAAUGGCAGGACUAAGAAUGCAACUCGAAUCAUGGAAAUUCUGGAGGAGUCUGGAGCAGUUAUUGAUGUGACAAUUUAUAAUGUUUUGAUCCGUGGUUAUUGCAAAUCAGGGGAGAUAGAGGAAGCCUUGUGGGUUUUGGAUCGCAUGUCUGUUGCUCCAAAUGCUAUUACUUAUGAUACAAUUUUGCGUAGCUUUUGUGAUAGAGGGAAAUUGAAGCAAGCCAUGAAAGUACCUGACAGACAGCUGCAAAGUAAGUGUUAUCCAGAUGUAAUUACAUUCACCGAAUCAAUUGAUGCAGCUUGUAAAGAGAAUGGAGUUCGUCAGGCAAUGAAGCUGUUGAUUGAGAUGAGGUGCAAAGGAUGCGAACCUAAUGUGGUUACAUAUAAUGUUAUUAUAAAAGGGAUUUGCAGAGAAGGUAGGUUGGAUGAAGCAAUUAGAUUUUUAAAGAAACUGCCAUCCUAUGGUUGUCAACCUGAUGUGAUUUCCCAUAAUAUUAUCUUGCGUAGCUUGUGUAGUGGUGGAAGAUGGAUGGAUGCUAUGAAACUAUUGGCUAGCAUGCUUCGUAAGGGGUGUUCUCCCAGUGUUGUUACUUUCAAUAUCUUGAUCAACUUCUUUUGCCAGAAAAACUUACUAGAUAAAGCCCAUAAUCUCUUGGAGAUGAUGCCAAAGCAUGGUUGUACUCCUAAUUCCAGAAGUUACAAUCCAUUGAUUCAACGGUUUUGUAACAAAAAUAGUGUUGAUAGAGCAAUUGAAUACUUGGAAAUUAUGGUAUCUAGGGGUUGUUACCCAGAUAUAGUAACCUAUAAUAUUUUGCUAACUGCAUUAUGCAAAGAUGGGAAGGUGGAUGAUGCAGUUGAGAUUCUGAACCAACUAAGUUUCAAGGGGUGCUCUCCUGUUCUAAUUACUUACAAUACAGUGAUUGAUGGGCUUUUGAAGGAUGGAAAAACAGAGCGUGCUCUAGAACUCUUUGAAGAGAUGUGCAGAAAAGGUCUUGAACCUGAUAUAAUUACCUACAGUAUAAUUAUUGAUGGGCUUUUAAAGGUGGGAAAAACCGAACUUGCUCUAGAACUCUUGGAAGAGGCCUGCAGUAAAGGUCUGAAGCCUAAUUUAAUUACUUUCACUUCAGUAGUAGGGGGCCUAAGUCGUAAUGGGAAGGUUCAUGAAGCAAUAAAAAUUUUCCAUUACAUGGAGGGGUUUGGUGUUAGACCCAAUGCAUACACUUAUAACUCAAUAAUGAUGGGACUGUGUAAAACUCAGCAAACCAGUCGUGCCAUUGAUUUUCUUGCUUAUAUGGUCGCAAACGGAUGUAAACCUACUGAGGCUACCUAUACUGUUCUUGUAAAUGGCAUUACUUGUGAAGGAUUACCUGAGGAGGCUUCGAAGUUGUUGAAUGAAUUGUACUCCAAAGGACUUGUAAAGAAAAGUUUGAUUGAAAAUGAUGAGGAAGAAAACAGCUAAAUUUUAUGCCUUUAGGCUGGGUCGGUUAUUGGUUACAUAGCUUGGUUGAUCCCUUUUCAGAUUUAUCAAGAACCAAAAUUCCAAUAUAAUCAUUUGUUUGAUAUUUCUGUAAAGCAAUCGAUAUGUAGGAUACAAUGCAUUUUUACAUAGCACUACUAAAUGGCUCUUGCCAUUUAUGCA